This is a messenger RNA of Vidua macroura (Pin-tailed whydah), 1821 nucleotides long. It is a transcript of the gene TNFRSF6B, whose product is annotated as TNF receptor superfamily member 6b. The record is from RefSeq and is a predicted model, not a curated record. The coding region runs from base 176 to 1069 and encodes 297 amino acids. Gene Ontology annotation, molecular function: protein binding. The transcript has 5 exons. Lineage: Eukaryota; Metazoa; Chordata; Aves; Passeriformes; Viduidae.
GCUCGGGGGACCGGGAUGGAGUCGGGGGGGCCGGGAUGGAGCAGCGAUGUCACCUCCCCAAGAAGGGUCUUUCCCACGGGCCGGUCUAUAAAGGCGCUGCGGCCGCGGGGAGCGGCGCGGUGCGGAGGUGCGAGGCAGAGGUUGCUGAUCCCGGCGCUCGGAAGCCCUCGGAGCGAUGCCAUCCUGCCACGUGCCGAGUUUGAGGCAUCCAUCCAAGUGGAUUCUCCCGGCUCUCCUCCUUUUGCUGGCUGAGCUCGCCUGCGAUGCCCAACCCACGUACCAGUGGAAGGAUGCUGUGACGAGCGAGAGGAUCACAUGCCAGCAGUGCCCGCCGGGGACCUUCGUGGCACAGCACUGCUCCAAGGACAGACCCACGGUGUGCGAGCCCUGCCCGGAUUUGCACUACACUCAGUACUGGAACUACCUGGAGAGGUGCCGCUACUGCAACGUCAUCUGCGGGGAGAAGCAGGUGGAGGUGCAGCAGUGCAAUGCCACGCACAACCGCGCCUGCCAGUGCCAGCAGGGCUACUACUCGAACAUGGAGCUCUGCAUCAGGCACUCCGAGUGUCCGCCGGGCUCCGGGGCUGUGAAGCCGGGUACCCCCUUCGAGGACACCCAGUGCCAUGACUGCCCCUAUGGCUUCUUCUCCUCCAACUCCAGCACCAAUCCCUGCCAGCCACACCAGGACUGUGAGCAGCAAGGGAAGGUGAUCAAUGUGCAGGGCAACAAGUACCACGACACCCUCUGCACCUCCUGCAGACCGGGGAGAGGCAACAGCACAGAGGGAGCAGCUGCAGAAGAUGACGACUGCGAUCAAGCCAUGAUAGACUUUGUGGUGUAUCAGAACAUCCCCGUCAAGAAGCUGAAGCGCCUGCAGCAGAUCCUGGAGCGCUCGCCGAAGAAGCAGACAGCAUGGACCAAGGCAGCCAUCCAGGAGAAAUUCCGGGCUUUCCUCACUCACAAGAAGGAGGAGGACUCUGAAGUCACCAAGGAGCUGCUGGACGCACUGCGCAUGGUCAAGCUCCACUCCAUUGAGGAGAAGGUCCGCAAGCGCUUCCAGCUGGCCUGAGAGCAUGAACCGGGCUUUUUGGGUGCUCUUUGUUUUGGUUUUUAUCUUCUGAGGCUUCAUUAAUUUAUUCAUCUUUCCAAACAUAACUUGAAAAGCAGCAUGAGAGAUGAGUGAUGAAGUGGCAUCGUGCCAUGGCAGCUGUGUCACUGCUGAUGGGAUGGGAUGGGAUGGGAUGGGAGGGGAUGGGAUGGGAUGGGAUGGGAUAGGAUAGGAUAGGAUAGGAUAGGAUAGGAUAGGAUAGGAUAGGAUAGGAUAGGAUAGGAUAGGAUAGGAUAGGAUAGGAUAGGAUAGAAUAGAAUGUGUGAGCAGCAGCUUCCCCUUGCCAGCAGCAGGGGCAGCUCCUGGGAGCUCACCAGGUGUUGGCCACUGAUUUUCCAGCCCUCAGCAAGGAUCAGUAUUUUAUCAGAAUAAAAACCUGCAUCCAGGGUCAUUAUUUCUGGGGAAGAACGUGGUCCCCUUUAUAGAAAACUGUUUGGCUUUGUUUUAAACUGUGUAAGUUUGGGCUUGCUGGGGGGUUUAGUAAUUUAACAGUAUUUCCUACAGAGGAAUUGCUUGCAUUUUUUUGACAUGCUAUUGUUUGAGAAGAGAGUUUGCUGCUGAGGCACAGGAAGGGGGAGGAUGCCCCAAACUCACUGGUACAGCUCGCUUGAAAUUUAUUUCUUAACUACCUGUUUUUAUACCAUGUGUGAAAGAUGUUUUCUAAAGAAAGAAAGCAAAGAAGUUAUUUUAUCAUACAACUCUCUGUCACCCAA